CGGAGUACGCCACUUGCACCUGCAGCUAGGCGCUAGUCAACCGAUCCACGCGCCAUGGGCAACGCGCUGGGCACCAAGAAGACGCUGAAGGAGCAGCUGCGCGAGAACAAGCGCGAGAUCAACCGCGCCGUGCGGCAGCUGGACCGCGAGCGCACCAACCUGCAGCUGCAGGAGAAGAAGCUCAUCAUCGAGAUCAAGAAGAUGGCCAAGCAGGGCCAGAUUGCCAGCGUCAAGAUCAUGGCCAAGGACCUGGUGCGCACGCGCCAGCACAUCACUAAGUUCUACACCAUGCGCUCGCAGCUGCAGGCCGUCUCGCUGCGGCUGGAGACGGCCAAGUCGGCGGAGGCCAUGACGUCGGCUCUGCAGGGCACCACCACGGCCAUGAAGGCCAUGGCCUCGACCAUGAACUUGCCGCGGCUCAACCAAAUCAUGAUGGAGUACACCAAGGAGAGCGAGAAGAUGGAGAUGACCCAGGAGAUGCUGGGCGACACCAUCGACGACGUCAUGGACGCUGACCAGGACGAGGAGGAGGAAGAGAAGAUCGUCGGCCAGGUGCUGGACGAGAUCGGCAUCGACAUGACGGGGGCGGUGCCCGAGGCCCCUACGGCCCACGCAGCGCCGGCCUCAGCAGCAGCACAGGCAGCACCCGCGGCGGUGCUGCCGCCUGCUGCCCCCGUGGCAGCCGGAGGAGGCGAGUCGACGGAUUCGGCCAUCAGCGACCUUGAAGCUCGGCUGAACAACCUGCGACGGUCGUGA
Phytophthora sojae is the source of this 756-nucleotide messenger RNA. RefSeq lists its product as hypothetical. The record is from RefSeq and is a predicted model, not a curated record. The coding region runs from base 55 to 756 and encodes 233 amino acids. Lineage: Eukaryota; Oomycota; Peronosporomycetes; Peronosporales; Peronosporaceae. Gene Ontology annotation, biological process: protein transport; endosome transport via multivesicular body sorting pathway; late endosome to vacuole transport. Gene Ontology annotation, cellular component: ESCRT III complex; multivesicular body. The transcript has a single exon.